GUCACAUGAUCGGUAUCAAACAAUAAAUUUGAUUGUUGACUGUAAUCUUGGCAUUCUCGAUAAUUUAGUUUGUCCCUCACACCGGUUAUUUCGACAAUCAACAUGAAGACGUUGAUCUUAUUUCUUGCAGUAAUCAUUGCAGCUGCCAGUGCUUUGGAAAGAAUCAAGCUACACAAAUUCCAAUCAGUGCGGCGAACACUCCAAGAGAAAGGCACCAAUCUAAAAGUUGCCCAAAAAGCUUUGAGGGACAACUAUCUACGAUUCAGGCCACAUUUCAAAGGACCUACCCCUGAGCCUCUCUCAAACUAUCUUGAUGCUCAAUACUAUGGCGUGAUAACUAUUGGAACCCCACCACAGUCUUUCAAGGUUGUCUUUGAUACAGGCUCAUCAAACCUCUGGGUACCAUCCAAGAAAUGUAAACUCACGGACAUCGCGUGCUUACUCCAUAACAAGUAUGACAGCACCAAGUCCAGUACAUACCAGAAGAAUGGCACAGAGUUUGCCAUUCAGUAUGGAAGUGGUAGCCUUAAGGGAUUCCUCAGUACCGAUACUGUUGCUAUUGGCGGCUUAGCUGUAAAACACCAGACCUUUGCUGAAGCUACCCAACAGCCCGGUAUCACAUUCGUUGCUGCCAAAUUCGAUGGUAUUCUUGGAAUGGGUUAUGACACAAUCUCUGUUGAUGGCGUUACAACUGUCUUCAAGAACAUGAUCCUCCAGAAACUGGUGCCACAGCCCGUCUUCUCAUUCUAUCUCAACAGGAAUCCCAAUGCAACUGAAGGUGGCGAGCUGAUCCUUGGAGGAAGCGACCCCAAAUAUUACAGUGGUAACUUCAGCUAUCUUCCUGUUACACGGCAAGGAUACUGGCAGUUCAAGAUGGACGGUAUCAAAGUUGGUGGUGCCGCCAUGUUCUGUUCAGGUGGUUGCCAGGCUAUUGCUGAUACUGGUACCUCCCUCCUUGCUGGACCCACUAAAGAAGUGGCUGCCCUCAAUGCAAAGAUUGGUGCUACUCCUAUUGUAGGCGGAGAGUAUAUGAUCGACUGUGCCAAGAUCCCCACCCUGCCAAAGAUCUCAUUCACUCUGAAUGGACAAGACUUCACACUUGAAGGAAAAGAUUAUGUACUAGCCGUUAACCAAAUGGGCAAAACGAUUUGCUUGAGUGGAUUUCUCGGCAUCGACAUUCCACCGCCAGCUGGCCCCCUCUGGAUCAUGGGAGAUGUUUUCAUUGGGCGUUUUUACACUGAGUUUGACUUGGGUGGAAACAGAGUGGGAUUUGCAAUUGCAAAGUAACUGGAAACGAUGAAAAAGAGUUCCAAUAAUUCAAAUCACUAAUUCGUGUAUCUGUAGUAUGUGUGUCUUUAACUUUACUUUUCUCGAGAAGGAUGAAAAUAUUUUGGGGAAAACUUAAAGAAACUAUGCGAGAACUAUUGCCAAUAGAAGUAUUGCCAAAUUGAAAAAGCAGUGUUAUCAAAACUUUGUUUUGGUAGUGAUGUCAUCAAAAUUAAUCCAUUUUGUCUGCAGUUAAUGAUGCUACUCAGGGUUAAACGGCAAUGUACAAACUAUCAUGUGCACAAACAGGAAAUAUGCGUGCUUUUAUUUCUUCCGAAGUUGUUGUGCUUUGUCAUUCGCACUCUUGUUUCUCUGCUUUCUCUCUUUCCAGCUUAUGUUUAACCCUUUACAUGCUAAUGUUGCGCUUUCCUUUCUCAGUGGGCCAGGUACUGCAUGAAACUAUCCAAAUUUCCACUACCACAUUGCUAAUUUUAUGCUCCCUAUGCACACCCCGUUCACUGGAUCAGGCUACAUGUACAUACUUGGUGCAUGCCAAAUGCUUUAUAGAGUCACAGGCCUUUAAUUGAAAUAUUGAAACAGAGCCAUGGAAAGCUUACUGGCAUUGCUCAACUUUAUGUAUUCAAUAAAAUUACUUGAUGCAAUGACCAGAUGAAAUGUUUCCAAGAACAAAAAAAGAUAUUCUGAAUAUACAAUUGAAUUGAAUGUAAAUUUAGAUAUGUUGGAAUGCUGCAUGAUGCAUGAUAUCCAGUGAAGGGUUGCAUGUA
Messenger RNA from Lineus longissimus, 2051 nucleotides. RefSeq names its product lysosomal aspartic protease-like. The coding region runs from base 103 to 1287 and encodes 394 amino acids. Gene Ontology annotation, molecular function: aspartic-type endopeptidase activity. The transcript has 9 exons. The record is from RefSeq and is a predicted model, not a curated record. Gene Ontology annotation, biological process: proteolysis. NCBI's taxonomy places the organism in Eukaryota, Metazoa, Nemertea, Pilidiophora, Heteronemertea, Lineidae.